Messenger RNA from Nannospalax galili (Upper Galilee mountains blind mole rat), 2154 nucleotides. RefSeq names its product chromatin assembly factor 1 subunit B (gene Chaf1b). Bases 195 to 1916 code for a protein of 573 amino acids. The record is from RefSeq and is a predicted model, not a curated record. Gene Ontology annotation, cellular component: CAF-1 complex; nucleus. Gene Ontology annotation, molecular function: protein binding. Gene Ontology annotation, biological process: DNA replication-dependent chromatin assembly; nucleosome assembly. Lineage: Eukaryota; Metazoa; Chordata; Mammalia; Rodentia; Spalacidae. The transcript has 14 exons.
CACGGUGGUCGCGCCCACCGGGAGGUGGCGCCUUAUCGGAGUCCCGCCCCCGCGGAGGCGCGGCCUGCGGCGCGCGGGAAGUGGAGAGCGGCAGCGGCGGGAGGUAGUGGCUCCGCGGACUGCCGGGUCCCUGCAGGUCUUUGGAAAAGGAACGCCGCUGGAGGAAGGUUUUUGCCCCGUUUAGACCCGGGAGGAUGAAAGUGAUCACGUGUGAAAUAGCCUGGCACAAUAAGGAGCCGGUGUACAGCCUGGACUUCCAGCCCACCACGCUGGGGAGGAUACACCGACUGGCGUCUGCGGGCGUAGACACUGCUGUCCGGAUCUGGAAAGUGGAAAAAGGACCAGAUGGGAAAGCCAUUGUGGAGUUCCUGUCCAAUCUCACUCGGCAUGCCAAAGCUGUCAAUGUUGUGCGUUUUUCUCCAACUGGGGAAAUUUUAGCAUCGGGAGGAGAUGAUGCUGUCAUUCUGCUGUGGAAGGUGAACGAUAACAAGGAACCAGAGCAGAUCUCAUUCCAGGAUGAAGAUGAGGCCCAGCUGAAUAAGGAGAACUGGACUGUGGUGAAGACCCUGAGGGGCCACUUAGAAGAUGUAUAUGAUAUUUGCUGGGCAACUGAUGGGAAUCUAAUGGCCUCUGCCUCUGUGGACAACACAGCUAUCAUAUGGGAUGUCAGUAAAGGACAAAAGAUUUCCAUCUUUAAUGAACAUAAAAGUUACGUACAAGGAGUAACCUGGGAUCCUUUGGGUCAGUAUAUUGCUACCCUGAGUUGUGACAGGGUGCUGCGGGUGUACAGCACACAAAAGAAACGUGUGGCCUUCAAUGUUUCAAAGAUGCUGGCUGGAAUAGGGGCCGAAGGAGAGGCAAGAAGUUUCCGGAUGUUUCAUGACGACAGCAUGAAGUCCUUCUUCCGCAGACUCAGUUUCACUCCGGAUGGGUCUUUGCUCCUCACACCAGCUGGAUGUGAGGAAUCUGGUGAAAACGUGAUGAACACAACGUAUGUAUUCUCCAGGAAAAAUCUGAAAAGACCGAUUGCUCACCUCCCGUGUCCUGGCAAAGCCACACUUGCUGUCCGCUGCUGUCCUGUCUACUUUGAGUUGAGGCCGGUGGCAGAAGCAGAGAAGGCGUUGCAGGAGCACGCCGUGGAGCUGGUGAGCCUGCCCUACCGCAUGGUGUUUGCCGUGGCCUCUGAGGACUCUGUGCUGCUGUAUGACACACAGCAGUCCUUCCCUUUCGGCUAUGUCUCCAACAUCCACUACCACACCCUGAGUGACAUCUCCUGGUCCAGUGAUGGGGCCUUCCUGGCCAUUUCUUCCACAGAUGGUUAUUGCUCAUUUGUGACAUUUGAGAAAGAUGAACUUGGCAUACCUUUGAAAGAGAAGCCAGUUUUGAGCUUAAGAACUUCUGAUACAGCAAAGAAAACCAAGAGUCAGGCGCACCAGGGGUCUUCACCAGGGCCCAGAUCGGCAGAGGGAACUCCCACCAGCAGAAUCCAAGAUGCCAGCAGUCCCUGUACCACCCCCUCACCAACCACACAGUCUCCAGUCCCAGUCACCGGCAAGGAUACGCCCUCUGUGAUUCCUGCUGUCAAAAGCUCCUUGCCAGGAUCUUCAGAGGAGAAGACCCUGCAGCCUGCUAGUCAGAACACCAAAGCCCACCCACCCCGGAGGGUCACUCUGAACACGUUACAGGCCUGGAGCAAGAUAACCCCCAGGAGAAUAAACUUAACAUCCUUAAAGACAGAUGCUGUACAGAAUCCUGUGCCCACCAGCAUAACUGCCACCUCUUCCACAGAAGAAAUCCAGUCAGAGAUACCUGGAGACUCCCAGGGCGAUCCUCCAGGAAAGAAACGGCCCAGACUGGAGGAACCUGAAGGAGGCUCCCAAAGCACAGACCCUGAGGAGACCUUGAAGUCGGCCUAAGGCUUGCAAGGGCCGGACCCUGUUUGUGCAGGGAGGGAGGCAAGGCCCAAGACCCUGAGGCUGGUAAUGGUGAUGUUGGUAGAACAGACACUCAUAAAUGGAUUCUUCCAGCAAUCCGUGUGCUCUCGUAUUCAGCGUCCCUUUUUAACCUGGGCUCUGGGUGCUGUGCUAGGCUGAGACUGCUUGAUGAAUUUCUGAAAUUAGGAAAUCAGUAAACCCUCCCUUAACACUCCUGAAA